AUCUAGAAAUUGCUAUGUUUAUGGUGGCGGCAUAAAGCGUCAUUCCGCGUUGAGGUUAUGUUUCUCUUACGUUUAAAAAACUACAUAAAUAAAUGUUCAUGUAGCGGUUAAAUAUAUAUGUUUUUGUCAUUUCAUUGUAUUAUUUUUGUAGAAAAAUUACGCUUUUUUCAAACUAUCAAAAUGUCAGGGGGUAUGCUUUAUGGGGGAGAUGAAAUUGGAGCUUUGGUAUUUGACUUGGGUCAUCAUUCUUUGAGAGUUGGUUAUGCUCAGGAAGAUACACCAAAAGCCGAAAUUCCAGCAGUUGUAGGUAUAGGAGAAGAUGGCAACUGUACAGCAACCAAAACAGAACCCAUGGAUAUUGAUGAUAAAAAGCCAGAUAAUAACAUUACACAGGCUGGGACCAAAUAUUAUAUUGAUACUACCAUACUUCAUGUUCCAAGAAAGAAUAUGGAAGUUGUUAGUUACAUGAAAGAUGGUAUGAUUGAAGACUGGGAUCAUUUUGAAAAGGUUUUAGAUUAUACAUAUUCCAAAGUAAUUCAGUCAGAUGCAGAAUAUCAUCCUGUAUUAUUUUCUGAAUCCCCAUGGAAUGUACGCAGUAAAAGAGAGAAACUAACUGAAUUAAUGUUUGAAAAAUAUAAUGUACCAGCUUAUUUUCUUGUUAAAAAUGCAGUUCUUGCUGCUUUUGCCAAUGGUAGAGCUACUGGUAUAGUUGUUGACAGUGGUGCAACACAUACUUCUGCUGUACCUGUUCAAGAUGGUUUUGUAUUAACUCAAGCAAUAGUUAAGUCCCCACUUGGAGGGGACUACAUAAGUAUGCAGUGUAGACAAUUUUUACAGGAUAAUGACAUUGAUUUGUCUCCUUCUUAUAUGGUGGGUAGUAAAGAAGUUGUUAAAGAUCAUGAAAAGCCAAGAUGGGUAAAAAAGAAAGGAUUGCCUGAAGUUACUAAAUCUUGGCAUAAUUAUAUGGUGAAGAAACUUAUACAAGAUUUCCAAGCUACAGUGUUACAAGUAUCAGAAACUCCAUAUGAUGAAAAAAUUGUUUCUACAAUUCCUGCUGUUCAAUAUGAAUUUCCUACUGGAUACCAUCAGGAUUUUGGAAGUGAAAGAUUUCGCAUACCAGAAGCACUGUUUGACCCUAGUAUGGUCCAAAUGCGUGGUGGUAUGGUUGGCAAUACUAUGUUAGGAGUAGGCCACAUUGUUACUACAAGUGUGGGCAUGUGUGAUGUUGAUGUAAGACCAGCUCUAUAUGGAAGUGUUGUUGUUACUGGUGGCAAUUCAUUCAUUCAGGGCUUCCCAGAACGUUUAAACAGAGAUCUUUCUAUGAGAAUUCCAUCUAGCAUGAGAUUGAAAUUGAUUAGCGUGAAUGGAUGUGCUGAACGACGAUUCGGGGCUUGGAUAGGUGGAUCCAUUUUAGCAUCUAUUGGGACUUUUCAGCAAAUGUGGAUAUCAAGUCAAGAAUACGAAGAAAGUGGAAAAAGCCAAGUAGAACGAAAAUGCCCUUGAAUUAGAAUUUAUAAUUUAUUUUGACUUGUUUAAUCUAGUAACAUUGAUACUUGUACAAAUACCAUCUAGAUAACUUUGAUUAAGUAGAUAGUUAUGAAACAUUACAUUUUGAAGGAUUGACUCUUAUAUACAGCAAAAAAUCUGAUUUUAUAAUUGAUUUAAUGUGUGUUCUAAAUGUUGAUCUAAGACAUGAAUAAGUAUGUUAUACUUACACAAAAUAUUGAUUAAGGACUGUAAAGUAUUCAGUAAAAAAUGGAAAUUCUAUUUAUCAUCAACGCACCGUAUGAAUGCAAUAAAAUUUUAUAAGAAAUUAUGUAUAAAAAUUUUAUUAAGAUUUUUAUAAAAACUUACUAGUAAAAGGCUGUGUCUUUGAAACUUCUAUAACUACUAGUGUUCCUUUGUCACGUACAUCUUUUCUUGGAAUAAAUUCAACUACAAAGACCGUUCUUUUGAUAAAGAA
This is a messenger RNA of Megachile rotundata (alfalfa leafcutting bee), 1963 nucleotides long. It is a transcript of the gene Bap55, whose product is annotated as Brahma associated protein 55kD. The record is from RefSeq and is a predicted model, not a curated record. Lineage: Eukaryota; Metazoa; Arthropoda; Insecta; Hymenoptera; Megachilidae.